Stereum hirsutum FP-91666 SS1 is the source of this 1134-nucleotide messenger RNA. RefSeq lists its product as uncharacterized. Lineage: Eukaryota; Fungi; Basidiomycota; Agaricomycetes; Russulales; Stereaceae. The coding region runs from base 1 to 1134 and encodes 377 amino acids. The transcript has 17 exons. The record is from RefSeq and is a predicted model, not a curated record.
AUGUCGUUUCUGACAAACCAAGAUGCAUCCACGGUUGCCUCGAAUCUCUGCAUAGUCGCAUCGUUUGCGCUACUUCUCUGGGACACAAUCUUGUGUUUCUUUGAGGAGACAGAGCUAUUUAUUCUAUCCGGUCACAUCACUCUUCCGAAAUGUCUAUUCUACAUGGCGCGUUACGGAAGUCUGAUUGAAGCUUUUGUGACCGUAUUUCUUUCUACUUAUGACGUGAACACCAAGGCAUGUCUUCAUACUAUGAAGAAGCAAUCAACCUGUAUUGUGGCCACUCGAUUUCUCAUUGCGCCCCUCAUCAUUCGCACUAUUGGUAUCAGUGGGGUUGGAUCGUUUACUUCAAGGUUUGCCAGUGAAACACUAUUUAGCGAUAAAUCAACAGAUGUAUGCUGGUUCCUACGUAUGACACAUAAUAUAACUAAGCUUACCGUUAUACACUCAAAGGUUACCUAUUGCCCACCACGUGUAGCCUUUCAUGUUGUUGAAGGUCAAUACAAACUCCUGGAUCGGCAAUGGAAGAGCCAUGAUAACUCCCUGGACAAGGGUGUAGGUCAUUUGCCAAAGUUGAACACAAUACUAUUCUGCCAAGCAGUAAAAGAAUUGCGCACAUUUGGCAGAGACUCAAGUGUUGAAGACGAACCUACAAGCGCGUUUGAAACUCCUGUUGAUUCAAAAUUGGGGAGUGGAACCGUCGAAUCUAUGGGAGAUACAAGCAUAAAAUGGACACCAGCCAACAUCGGGGUCGGUGACUAUUUCGGUGGUUCAAUUCCUUCAGUACCUCCUGCCCAUCACGAAAGUCGCGACAGACUCUGCUUCACGGACAAUUUCGAUCCUCAGAAAUGGUGCUAUGAGGAGACUGGUCAGACCGUCAUGAUACCUGUGUGCAAUGUGCUGGGAGCAGCAACGGAGGGGGCGGGGAGAACGGGGGCGAAAGAGGUGGAUGUCUACGGAGAUGCGAGAUAUCGCAGCAAAGAUGAAGUGCGAUUACAGAUCUGGACGGAGCGUUCAUGGGACGGCAGUAGAAUGACACGAUCAGACGGCCGUUCUGUGUCGAGCAAAAUAACAUACGCGGUACCCAGGAGGAAGGAAUCGACUCAGUCCGACGUUAUCGCUCGAGCGCGCCAAUAG